AUGGAAGAAUGGGGGGUUGGCCCGUCGUGGUUGAGCGAUAGCAGCCGUUGGCCGACCGGUCCGACCGCCCCUGACUUGAAAGGAACUGUAGAAAUUAGUAAAGAAGAAAAAACAAUAAAAGAAAUAACAAUAGGUACGGUAGUCACCGAAGGACGAUGGUACGAGCAUCAUAGUCGCCUGCGUUCCAUCAUACGGAUUUGGGCGACGGUCCGAAGAGCGGCUAGCCGGUUUCAAGGAGGAUCCAGCCCGGACACGUCAAUGCCAGCCGUCGCCUUUGGAAGAGUCUUCCCAAUGCUCACGGUGGAAGAAAUAGAAGCCGCGGAGAUAGACUUGUGGAGGGACGCUCAAACCAACGCUUACCCCGAAGUCAUUAAAGCGCUAAAACAGGGUCAACCUCCCCGGCACGAGAAGCUACGAAAACUUGGCCUCCUCUGGGACGAGAAAUCCCGAGUGAUCAGAUGUGUCGGCCGCCACCAAAAUUGGCUCAGCUACAACAACAAAACCGCGGUAAUACUCAUACCGGAGGACCAUUACCUGACGAAGAAAAUCAUAGAGCAGACACACGAGAGACUCCAACACACCGGAGUCAGCACAACGAUGGUCGAGAUAAGACGCACGUUCUGGAUACCACUCCUAAGACAGACGGUCAAAAGGGAACUUCGCCGAUGCGUCCGAUGCCAGAAGCUGGACGCCCGAGCCUUUAAUGAAAUCCCGGGCCCACUGCCGUUAGACCGACUACAAAUGUCUAACCCGUUCGAAGUAACGGGAGUCGAUUUUGCCGGACCAUUCCCCCUUACGACGGGGCAAGUAAACACCGAGGAUAAGGGGUACAUCUGCUUGUUCACCUGUGCGGUGACUCGGGCCGUUCAUUUGGAAGCCACCACCGGACAAGACACAACUACAUUCAUUCACGCACUAAGAAGAUUUUUUGCGAGGCGUGAAGUGCCGAAAGUAAUGUACUCAGACAACGCCAGCGCCUUCACCCAAGCGGCUCGAUACUUGAGGGCCUCAUAUAGAAGUGAACGUGUGUAUAACACGCUUCUGGACCUCAAGGACGACGACGAACCGUUAACACCGAUGCAACUGAUAUCCGGACACCGACAACGUCAAAAACACCCAGUCGACGAAGAAGAAAGGGAAUACUCGGACCGCACCGUAGUAACGCGGCGAGAAAGAAAACGAAGGAAGCUACUAGGAAUCUGGUGGGAGAACUUUUACAAAGAAUACGUAGCAGACUUAGAAAGAUUCCACUGCCCGUCGCCAAACAACACAAAAACAGUGGAAAUUGGACAGGUAGUCCUUGUUCAUGACGACAACUGUAAACGGUCAAAAUGGAAGACAGGCCGAGUAGCCAAGAUCUACCCCAGCUCCGACGGCAAGAUCAGACGGGUGGCGGUAUUAAUUGCCGAUAAAAUGAAGGGAGUCGGCUCGACACCGAUCUACCGGGACAUGAAAAAUCUAUUCCCUCUCGAACUCCACGCGGGGCAGAUAGAUGACGGCCCAUCCAACACAGCACCCUUCCCGCCAGACAGAAACCCGCCGUCAGACUCUGACUCGGACUCUGAGUUGGACGAUGGUCCAACGGGGGGAGUGUCAGAAAAUCUGACGGCCGAUCCACAGUCAGCCGGUCGAUCUGAGUCCGGGAAAGAAAACACAGGACCGAAGAACGAAGGGACAGAAACCCUAGGCGGAGAAAUCCAGCCGAGGUCCGCAGACUAA
Molecule: messenger RNA, 1719 nt
Organism: Daphnia carinata
Lineage: Eukaryota; Metazoa; Arthropoda; Branchiopoda; Diplostraca; Daphniidae
Exons: 2
Coding region: 1-1719 (572 amino acids)
Molecular function (GO): nucleic acid binding
Source: RefSeq, a predicted model, not a curated record